Messenger RNA from Candida tropicalis MYA-3404, 1194 nucleotides. RefSeq names its product Trm12p (gene TRM12). NCBI's taxonomy places the organism in Eukaryota, Fungi, Ascomycota, Pichiomycetes, Serinales, Debaryomycetaceae. Gene Ontology annotation, biological process: tRNA methylation; wybutosine biosynthetic process. Gene Ontology annotation, cellular component: cytoplasm. The coding region runs from base 1 to 1194 and encodes 397 amino acids. Gene Ontology annotation, molecular function: S-adenosylmethionine-dependent methyltransferase activity; tRNA methyltransferase activity. The record is from RefSeq and is a predicted model, not a curated record. The transcript has a single exon.
AUGCCCAUAAAACUAUUUGUGAAAGAACCACGGCAGGUUAAACCGAUUAAACUGUAUUUGGAACAAAAUAAUUUGCUAAAUAAAUCAUACAAGAUUCAGAAACAUGAUAAUAUAUUCCAUAUUUAUACACAUCUAGAUGAGUUGCCUAGUGAUUUGACUGGUCAUGAAUUUGAACAAUACAAAGAUGAAACAUCUGAAACUAUUACUCUUUCAUCAAUGAUGGAAAAUUAUUGCAAUAAUAAACAUAUUAACCAAUUGGAGGUUCCUAAACGGUGGUCAAUCUAUCCUCCAAUGGUGUUAUUCAAUUCGUCAAAUAAUGAUGAUAUAUUCAAUCAAGAACAUCACGAAUUCUGGGAAUCGGUUUUAUCACAACAGAAACAUAUAUUUGGAACAUCAAGUAUUACUCAUAUUGCAUUGAAUAAGCCAAUUAUUGAAUCUGAUGUGAUGAGACGUCCACAUAAUUUGAUACCUAUAAUUGGUGAUUUUGGACCAGACUUCCCAAUGGACAAAACACCCACUAAUGAUGAUUUCAAGCAAGCUUUUUGGUGUUCAGUAGUACAAAAUGGAAUAUAUCAAACAUGGGCUCCGAAAUAUACAAUGUUUUCUCGAGGCAAUAUCAAAGAAAAGAAACGAGUGAUGGAUAAUUGGAAAAAGCUAUCAGGAAGUGUUGUUUUCGACUUUUAUUGUGGAAUUGGAUACUUCUCAUUAUCCUAUCUCAAGAAUGGUGGGAAAUUAUUAUGUUGGGAAUUAAACCCUUGGUCAAUUGAAGGGUUCAGAAGAAGUCUUGAAAAAGCUGGUUACAACUACAAGAUAUACACUCGAGAUGACGAUUCUUUUGAUAUCUCAGAUUUAGCGACAGUUGAUGCUUGCUUGUUUAUUGAAAGUAAUGAAAACAUCCCAGAAAGAAUCAAACAUGUCAAGGAUCAUAGUUUGUCGAUCAGUCAUAUCAAUUUGGGAUUAUUACCAAGUUCCAAGGCGUCAUGGGGGAUUGCUGAUGCAUUAAGAGAAAAAUCCAAUAUCGACACCACAAUUCAUAUUCAUGAAAAUGUUCAUAUUGAUGAGUUUUCCAAAAUUCAAUGUGAAGUGCAAAAGAAGUUUAAUCAAGGGGAAAUUCUAUAUUUAGAAAAGGUCAAAACCUUUGCUCCUGACGUGUGGCAUAUAGUGAUAGAUAUUAUAAAUAGAACUUUGAAUUGA